CAACUGGCAGUUUUAUUUAACAGGGUUUUAGCUUUAAAAAAACCCCAAAAUUCUAACAUGUCAAGGCCUCGUAAAGGUCCCCAUAGUGGGGAUGCUCCUCUAAAUGAAUCUUUGAAACAGCAAGGUAAGUACCAAAUUGCUGCAAGGAAUAGUUCAAGCCGGCAACCAGGGAAAGUGUUUGGAUGCUCAAAUUGGGGAAUGGCGGUCAACGUGUACUCUACCUCUAUAACCCAAGAGACUAUGAGCAGACAUGACAUCAUCGCAUGGGUUAAUGAUAUAUUAGCUUUAAACUACACAAAAGUCGAACAACUCUGUUCAGGAGCAGCUUACUGCCAGUUCAUGGACAUGUUGUUCCCAGGGUGCAUUAGCUUGAAGAAAGUAAAGUUUCAAGCAAAGCUGGAGCAUGAAUACAUUCACAACUUCAAACUUCUGCAAGCAUCAUUUAAAAGAAUGAAUGUGGAUAAGGUAAUUCCUGUGGAAAAACUGGUCAAAGGGCGCUUCCAGGACAACUUAGAUUUCAUUCAAUGGUUUAAGAAGUUCUUUGAUGCUAACUAUGAUGGGAAGGAGUAUGAUCCUGUGGAAGCCCGACAAGGCCAAGAUGCUCUUCCCCCACCAGAUCCUGGUGAACAAAUCUUCAAUCUGCCCAAAAAGUCUCACCAUGCAAACUCUCCGACUGCAGGUGCUGCUAAAUCCAGUCCAGCUUCUAAACCAGGAUCAACACCUUCUCGCCCAUCUUCAGCAAAAAAAGCUGCACCAAGCAGCUCAGCAUCCAAAUCAGAUAAAGAUUUGGAAACUCAAGUCAUACAGCUCAGUGAACAGGUACAUUCAUUAAAACUUGCACUUGAAGGCAUGGAGAAGGAAAGGGAUUUCUACUUUGGCAAAUUAAGGGAGGUUGAACUUCUCUGCCAAGAACACGGGAGAGAGAAUAAUGACCUUGUCAAUCGGCUAAUGGAAGUCCUUUAUGCUUCAGAAGAACAUGAGAGCCACACAGAAGAGCAUGAAGGUGAAGAGCAAGUCCAUGAACAGCCCCAGCAGCAGGAGGAGUACUGACUCACCCAGCGUCUCUGACAAUUUUCGUUUUGUGUGAGAACUUUCUUCUGGAGAAUGGAACAUGUGUGGCCUCAAACUUGAAACCAGUUCACUCCCAGUCUGCCAUUAACAUUUAUGUACCAUAGUGAGUGCCAGCCAACCACUGCAUUCUGUACCCAUAUUUUGCCAAGAUGCAUUUGCAGACGUCUUCUUUCAGUGUAUCUUCCCAAGAGGUUGUAGGGCUACAUCACCUACUGUACAUCACUGCAACUUCACCACUUGGCUGCUUGAGAUUUGUUCUGCUCUUUAAAAAAAAAAACAAACAAAUAUAUAUUUAUUUUUUUUUCUUUUUUGUCUUAAGUAUGAUACACUUGUAACUUGUUCUAACAUAUUUAUAUUGGCAUUUUGUGUGGCAAGAAGUACCGUACCACUAGCUGUGUCUCUCACUUUGUGGUGCUUUCGCGUUUUCUAGUACAUCUGCCUUGGGGCAUAAAUUCGGUCAAAGAAUUGGAAUAAAGGGAUACAGUGGAAGUCAUACUCAAGCCAUAACGACGAGGUGUGUUGUGGAGGAAAAUGCUCGUGUUGCUCACGUUUAUUCCUUUCCUGCCUUCACAAAAUGGAAGGCAGAUCAUCUGUUUCGCUAGGAGAGAUUUAAACCCCUGUGUUAGAAAGCUUGUUAGAAAGCCGCAUGGUAUGUUUUUUGGCUUAUUUCUGGAGGAACAGACAUCCACUUAAGUUUUUUGAAAAGCCUCCCAGUUUCCUGACUAGUCAAUAGACAUUUCCCAGCUUUUUUUCCUUCCUGAGGAAUCCAGUCCCAGCUUCCAGCUUCAGCUCUGCCUCCGCAGAGCUCAGUGCUAACAGAGGAGAGAAAUCUCCUUGACACAAGUGUAGCUGCAGGACACGAUCUCUGCCGUCAUGCUUGGCUUCCCACCCCUCAGAAGAGGACAAAGUAGGCCAGCCAUUUCUUUUUGCUAUCCUUCCCCCCUCUGCUGCCCCGGCCAUACAAGUAUGGAAGACAGAAAAUUUCCUCGCUAGUGCGAGGCAUGGGGAAAAGCCAGCAACAGCACUAGCCAUGAACUUCCACUCCGACGUGGGUGGUGGACACCUCACGGGUGUCGAGGCUGCUUCCAAAGCGUGGAGAGGCAGUGAGGAGUCCUCCUGGAGACAGAGCACACAUCAGAGGGGGACCAGGUGACCGAGGGGCACGGAGCUGGUUCUGCGCUUGGCUGACCUUCCCCUGGCAAGGCCGGCGGGGUGCAGAACCGCAUCUGCCCUGGAGAUGUCUGCAGUGAGAGCGUUCCCCUCCAGUGUGGUCCCAUCGCCCUGUUCGAAAUGAUGGUGUUUUAUAAACAGAAGUAUCUUGAAGUGUAUAAAGCAUUCCUUACUUUUCUCGUAAAACUGUGCGUUGUAGUCUCUCUGAGUAUGUAAUGCUUGGGAUUCUUGGGUCUCUCACUUGAUUUUCUUCAUUCUGGAGUGUUGUGCUGAUUUAGCAGGUACAUGGAAGUCCCGUCCCAAUUGGCAGCCACUGAAAAACUCUCCAAAGCCUAUUGAACAGCUAUAAAUCAUCCUAGACCUUCAUGUGCUCCUAGAGCCUAAGUUCCAAGCUUACGCUUCCAUGAGAGUUUCUCAAUUUCUCAACCCCCAGCGCGCACACACACACGCACGCAUGCACGCGCCGUUUUCUGUUCCUCAUCAAUCUUUUGCAGCUAAGUGGCUCUUAGUUAAAUGUGAGAUCCCGGCUGUCGUGUUGCACCACAGACAACAUAUUAAAUACUGUUAAGCAUUAGAACAGGUAUUUCCAGUUCCUUGAUUGCUCCCCCUGCUCAGCAGAAGAGUUCCUGGCCCCUGCGGGCUGAAGGUUUCCCAGCCCUGCCUCCAGCAUUGACCUCACGUCCUACCCGGUGAUGAAAUGCACGUACUGCAGCCUGCAGGCCAGCGCUUUCCUUUCCCGUUUCCAUUGGUUACAAAAACGGUCUGCUUUAUACAAAUGUGUAUAUUCCAAAAUAAGUAUUUCCAAGAAUCACCACAAAUGGGGGAAUUGUCAUUUUCGUUGUAUUUGUGUUUAUUAGAACAUAUGUACUUAUUACAAUUGUCAUUGUAAUAAAUGGUAGUUCUUCAUAAUACUGUUGAACCGAGGAGCAGUUACUAAUUUUUUUUCCAGUCUCCAGAAUGUCCUUUAACCUGUGUGGGAUUUCUGAUGGGGCGAGGAGUUUGGGAUCAGGCUGUAAACUUAAUUUCAUCCGCGCCAGUCUCUGCUUACUGCAGCUCGUCCUUCUGCUAACGCUCGAGCAGAUGCAUGGAGAGCACUUCAAGAGGAAAUGUUUUUCUGAAGGUGCAAUCGGUUGGGUUGCGGAGCUCCCCGGGGGGUUCGUAGCCAGGCUGUUGUGCCUCUCUCCUUUUCUCUCUUUGAAGCACAUUUUAAAAAAAAUUUUUUUAAAAAGGUGAACUUCAUUUCCUGAAAAUUCCUUAUAUCCUAUUUCUGGUCUGAGGACCACAGCCCUCUCACUGCUUGUAUUAAGGGGGAAGUGACUGAGCCAGGGAGCCAGGGCAGUAAAGUACCUCGAGGGCGCUAGAAAUUCGGCUGUGCUGAGGG
This is a messenger RNA of Egretta garzetta (little egret), 3622 nucleotides long. RefSeq names its product microtubule associated protein RP/EB family member 2 (gene MAPRE2). Gene Ontology annotation, molecular function: microtubule plus-end binding. The record is from RefSeq and is a predicted model, not a curated record. The transcript has 8 exons. Gene Ontology annotation, biological process: regulation of microtubule polymerization or depolymerization; protein localization to microtubule plus-end; spindle assembly. Lineage: Eukaryota; Metazoa; Chordata; Aves; Pelecaniformes; Ardeidae. Gene Ontology annotation, cellular component: cytoplasmic microtubule; microtubule plus-end; spindle midzone. Bases 58 to 1050 code for a protein of 330 amino acids.